Penicillium expansum is the source of this 294-nucleotide messenger RNA. RefSeq lists its product as uncharacterized. Lineage: Eukaryota; Fungi; Ascomycota; Eurotiomycetes; Eurotiales; Aspergillaceae. The record is from RefSeq and is a predicted model, not a curated record. The transcript has 2 exons. Bases 1 to 294 code for a protein of 97 amino acids.
AUGCGGGCGGUUCCUGGAGAAAAUGCCUCAGUGCAUACCACUCCCGGAUUGGGAACGGACGCGGUGGGUGUGCAAGCACGAAUAGCGGGGUUUUUUCGACACCUUAUGGAUGCAACGGCAAGAGAGAUAAGCCAAGGUGGGAUGGAGGUCCGGGUUCCCCAGAAGCGUCUCCGGUCCAUAUCCGGUGAGGAUAUUGGGGGCAAACUAGUAAUGGCCUCUAAUAUCCACGUCUGUGCGAGACAUUACCAUUUAUCUUAUUGGCUUUGCUACUUUGCCAUAAAGUAUAUCACUUAA